CUCCUGUUUCAGAGAAUGGUGCCUCCCGAGCUGAGCUAAGCGUGAUGAAACUGGGGACAAACCAAUGAGCAGAAGGGGGAGAGGGUGUUGUUUUUGCGGAAGGGGAAUGCGCUGCCCCGGUCUGGGCGAUUUUUUUUUGCCCUGCUGCGAGCUGAAUUAGCAGGAGGGGACUGUGUAGGCAUGGGUGCCCCGAAGGGACCGGAGUAUCAGCCUCCUCAAGAGGUCGAAACAAGAGAGGAUGAAGAGCAAAAUAUUAAGUUAACUGAAAUUCUGGAGCUAUUAGUGGCAGCUGGCUACUUCAGAGCAAGAAUUAAAGGGCUGUCACCCUUUGAUAAGGUGGUCGGUGGUAUGACGUGGUGUAUCACGACUUGCAGCUUUGACAUUGAUGUUGACUUACUGUUCCAGGAAAACUCAACUAUUGGUCAAAAAAUUGCCUUAACAGAGAAAAUUGUGUCCGUCUUGCCUAAAAUGAAGUGUCCUCAUCGCUUGGAGCCUCAUCAAAUACAAGGGCUGGAUUUCAUCCACAUCUUUCCUGUUGUGCAGUGGCUGGUGAAACGUGCAAUAGAGACGCGGGAAGAAAUGGGAGAUUACAUUCGAUCAUUUUCCAUUUCGCAGUUUCAAAAGACGCACAGUCUUCCGGAGGAUGAUGAUUUCAUGCAAAGAAAAGAGAAGGCAAUCCGAGCAGUUGGUGAGAUAUCUGAAGUAUACAAGCCACAAAGGAAAUAUAAGCGACAGUCAGUCGCAGAAAAGUUACUAGAUGAAGAGUCCAAAGUUCAUGCUACACUUCUGGAAUAUGGCAGGAGGUAUGGAUUCAGCAGACAAGGAAAAAUUGAGCAGGCUGAAAACAAAAAAAUGGUACUGCCUCCGGGACUUUCAUCGACGGGGAAGAGUGACACCUACAGUGAAGAUGAUCUUCAAGCUGCAGAAGAGCUUCGUAUUAAAACACUGAUGACUGAAAUGGCUGCAAUGGGUAUAGAAGAGAGCCGAUUGACUGCCAGCACCGUAGGCCAGAUUGUUGGUCUUCAGUCUGACGAGAUCAAGCAGAUUGUGUCACAAUAUGCUGAAAAGCAAUCAGGGGCUGUCUGCAGGAGGAGCGAUCCGGAGGAAGAGACUUUGAGGGCUGUCCAGCAGCAUAGAAGGAAGGUGGCAUCACUAAACAAGCAGAUUUUGCAGAAAACAAAACAAUUGGAAGAGUUGCAGGCUAAAUGUGUUGAUCUUCAAGCAGGUUGUAAUGAGGCAAAAAAGACACUGAAUGAGGUUAAGAGUUACAGUGAAAAAUUGGGCAAGGAGGUCGCUGCCUUGGAAACAGUGGAGUCGCAAGCAGAUUCUAAUGUACUACAGAAGCUUCGAGCAUUGGUGGCAAUGAAUGAGAAUCUCAAGAGCCAAGAACAAGAAUUCCGAUCACAUUGUAGGGAAGAGAUGGCACGCUUGCAGCAAAACAUUGAAAGUUUGAAAGCAGAAGCUGAUGAAAAUGGAGAGGAUAAGGAACCAACUAAAAUUAUAGACCAGCAAUACAAAGCAGAGAGAGAAAAGCUACAGAAGAUCAGACUCCUUCUGGCCCGACGAAAUAGAGAAAUAGCCAUUUUACAACGCAAACUUGAUGAGGUACCCAGCAGAGCUGAGUUAACCCAAUAUCAGAAGAGAUUUAUUGAACUUUACGGUCAGGUAUCAGCAACUCACAAAGAAACAAAGCAGUUCUUUACUCUCUAUAACACACUGGAUGAUAAGAAGGUGUAUUUAGAAAAAGAGGUUAACUUGCUGAAUUCAAUUCAUGACAAUUUCCAGCAAGCCAUGGCUUCUUCCAGUGCUCGGGAGCAGUUUUUGCGGCAGAUGGAACAGAUUGUAGAAGGAAUUAAGCAGAAUCGAAUGAAGAUGGAGAAGAAGAAACAAGAAAACAAAAUGAGACGAGACCAGUUGAAUGAUGAAUACCUGGAGCUACUAGAGAAGCAGAGGCUUUACUUUAAAACAGUGAAAGAAUUUAAAGAGGAGUGCCGUAGAAAUGAAAUGCUUCUGUCCAAAUUAAAAGCCAGGCUACCUUGAAGAACUUCAACCAGUGACAUUGUAUGAUGAGCGUUUUGUAUGUUUCCAUUUUGACUUAUCCAUUGGCUAAAAUUAAACAAUUCGCCUGUAAAGAUGUAAUACAAUAGAGCAAAAAGGAAACAUUGCCUUGUUUGUUUCCUAUGUAGAAAGGCUACCGUGACGUAAGAAUGGCAUUCUUUCCUAACUUGAUGUACAUUUGCACUAGUCAACAUUUCAAGAAAAACCUGCAUGCAUUACAAAAUAUGUAUUGUUUUAAAUGAGGAAAAAUAAACAGAUAUGCAGUAAACAGAGUACUGAAUUUAUGUGACUAACAUUACCUUGAUGAAGAAUGUAUUUUCUGAUCCAUAAGAAGCUAUAAAACAAAACGUUUCAGACAAUAAAUAUCUGAACCUAGUGGCUAGCUGCAAUUAAAACAGGAAUGAUGGUUUGUUCAAUUCCUGGUAAAGUUGUUUAGGGCAGGAGCCUGUGAAUCUGCAUAAGAACGACUGCAUCACAAACUGUAUGGUCAGGUAUUUCUUCAACAUGUAAAUUAUUUCUCCAUUUGCUUGUGAACAUGGGCCUGGAAGGAAAUUAUGUUCCUGCCUUCUAGGCCUCUGCAGCCAUAGAUUUAAGAAAUACAAAAACUUGGCUGAAUUCAUACUCCUUCAGUAUGGAUUCUGAAGUUAGCAGUGAGGGAAUCAUAUAAUGACUGUUGUACUGUAUAAUAAGCAGCAAUAAUCACCUUUCACCCACUAGUUCGCUGUUUAUAUUCCACUGUAAUGCUAAAUAAAACAGUGCUUUCCAGAAAGAAAGGGGCACUAGCCUCUUCCCUGAUGCAUUCUUCAGCCAUGCAUGACACAUCACAUUAAGAGCUUUUUCAGAUCAGCAUAGUAAGAAACGGCUGGAAAAAAACACCAUUAUAGGUGUGUUCCUUUCAGAUCUAUGUCUGUUUAUCUUCUUUCUGGCUAAAUCUGAAUUUUCCUGUCCAUCACUACACACAUGGGGACUGGGGUGUUAAGGUAACUUGAAUUCUGUGAGCACCAUUAAUAGUUUGAGGCUAUCCUUAAACUAGUUUACGCUGUAUUUACAAUGUCACAGAAAGAACUUUAUGCUGUGUUUUACAAACCCUUUAAAAAGAACAAGAGAUAACUAGUAAUUGGCCAAGACACAGUUUUUAUCACUAGGCCUUGUGCAAGUUGUGAACAGACCAAAAUGGCUGCCUAUCAAUGGACGUUCGAAAAGAUGGUUCAGUGUUUUACUGUAAACAGAGUCUGUGUACAGUGUACACUAUUGAUUUUUUUGAAGCAUGGAAUAAUUCUCAUGUUUGUUUUAUGCAUAUGCAGCCAAAUGUGUAAAUUAAACCCCACAUUUAUCCAA
Sphaerodactylus townsendi is the source of this 3396-nucleotide messenger RNA. RefSeq names its product coiled-coil domain containing 93 (gene CCDC93). The transcript is spliced from 23 exons. Gene Ontology annotation, biological process: Golgi to plasma membrane transport. Bases 181 to 2040 code for a protein of 619 amino acids. The record is from RefSeq and is a predicted model, not a curated record. NCBI's taxonomy places the organism in Eukaryota, Metazoa, Chordata, Lepidosauria, Squamata, Sphaerodactylidae.